CAAGUGUUGGUCCCAAGAUCUGACGGUCCAGAUCGUUGGAUUAUCUCUAGAACUGUAGAUUCCGUUCUCUUUGUUGAAUUCCAAUCGACGUUUCCACAAUUCUACGGGCGACAGACCGAUAAUACCGUCGGAGGAAAGAAUCGAAGCCGAACAACGGCCGAAAUUUGACGCGCAGAUCUAGGCUUUCAGAUUGCCUUGACCAGACUCUUUGAGGAGUAGUUUCUCUGACUCUCUGGGCUCUGAAAUCCUGCAGCUUUGAAAUAUAAAUUCCAAGGGCUUUCGCAACUUCUGGAGCUCACAACCCACGGCGGUGGAUCCGAUGCCAUGAGUCUGAGACAGCGCCCAGCCGCAGCGGCCGCUCACGGGGGUGGUCCUAACCCUGGCUCCGCCUACAGUUCUACACUACCACACGCUAACGAUUCUGAAGAGACCUUCAACAUCAUCCCCGUCCACAACCUACUGGCUGAUCACCCCUCUCUCCGCUACCCUGAAGUCCGAGCUGCUGCCGCCGCUCUCAAAACCGUCGGCGAGCUCCGCAAACCCCCAUUCGUCCAAUGGCGCGAGGGGAUGGACCUUCUCGACUGGCUUGGCGCCUUCUUUGGCUUCCAACACGAUAACGUCCGCAACCAGAGAGAACACUUUGUGCUUCAUCUUGCCAAUGCCCAAAUGCGCCUUCAACCCCCUCCAGACAACAUCGACUCCCUCGACUACACCGUCCUCCGCCGCUUCCGUCGCAAACUCCUCAAGAAUUACACCCACUGGUGCUCUUACCUCGGCCGUAAAUCCAAUAUCUGGAUCUCCGAACGCCGCCAAGCCCCGUUGGAUCAACGGCGCGAGCUUCUCUACACAUCCCUUUACCUCCUCAUCUGGGGUGAAGCCGCCAAUCUUCGCUUUGUUCCUGAAUGCAUCUGCUACAUAUUCCACCACAUGGCCGGGGAGCUUAAUAAGAUUCUCGAAGAUUACAUAGAUGAAAACACCGGCCGCCCUGUUCUUCCUUCAAUAUCUGGUGAAAACGCGUUCCUGAACCGGGUUGUUACUCCUAUCUACGAGACAAUUAAGGCUGAGGUUGAGAGCAGCCGUAAUGGCACUGCCCCUCAUUCGGCUUGGAGAAACUACGAUGAUAUUAAUGAGUACUUCUGGAGCAACCGCUGCUUCCAACGGCUCAAGUGGCCGAUCGAUGUUGGUAGCAACUUCUUUGUGGUUAAGGGUAAGAGCAAGGGUGUGGGCAAGACGGGUUUUGUUGAGCAGAGGUCAUUCUGGAAUAUCUUUCGAAGUUUUGAUAGACUCUGGAUUAUGCAUAUACUGUUUCUCCAGGCUGCCAUUAUUGUUGCGUGGGAGGGCAAGAAGUACCCAUGGACAGCGUUGGAAAGCCGUGAUGUUCAGGUACGGGUGCUCACCGUUUUCAUCACAUGGGGAGGUCUUCGUUUCCUUCAGUCGCUGCUUGAUGCUGGUACACAGUACAGUUUGAUCUCAAGGGAGACUUUGGCACUUGGACUGAGAAUGGUUCUAAAGAGCAUUGCUGCCGCUGUAUGGACUGUUGUGUUUGGUAUCUUCUAUGGGAAUAUAUGGUCACAGAGGAAUCAUGAUCGUAGGUGGUCUGCAGAAGCAAAUCGUAGGGUGGUGACUUUCCUCGAGGCUGCGUUUGUCUUUAUACUCCCAGAGCUGCUAGCAUUGGCACUUUUCAUUCUCCCAUGGAUUAGGAAUUUCCUUGAGGGUAAAAAUUGGAGGAUUUUCUAUGUAUUGACUUGGUGGUUUCAGAGCAGAACCUUCGUAGGUCGAGGCCUUAGGGAAGGGCUUGUGGACAACAUAAAGUAUACCUUGUUCUGGGUUGUGGUUCUUGCUUCAAAGUUCACCUUUAGUUACUUCCUCCAAAUCAAGCCUAUGGUUGCUCCGACUAAGGCUGUUUUGAACCUCAGGGGUAUUCAAUACAAUUGGCAUGAAUUUUUUGGUAACACAAACAAGCUGGCUGUGGGGUUGUUGUGGCUUCCAGUGGUUUUCAUUUACCUCAUGGAUUUGCAGAUUUGGUACUCAAUCUUUUCUUCUUUUGUUGGGGCAACGGUUGGGUUAUUCUCACACUUGGGUGAGAUUCGGAAUAUCCAGCAGCUGAGGCUAAGGUUCCAGUUCUUUGCAAGUGCGAUGCAGUUUAAUCUCAUGCCACAGGAACAACUGUUGAAUGCAAGAGGGACGCUGAAGAGCAAACUGAAUGAUGCCAUUCAUCGACUGAAGCUGCGCUAUGGGCUAGGCCGGCCUUACAGGAAGAUUGAGUCGAACCAGGUGGAGGGAUACAGGUUUGCCCUGUUGUGGAAUGAAAUCAUUGAAACUUUCAGGGAAGAGGAUAUCAUAAGUGACCAAGAAUUGGAGCUAUUGGAACUGACGCCAAACACAUGGAACAUAAGGGUCAUACGUUGGCCAUGUUUACUCCUAUGCAAUGAGCUGCUUCUUGCUCUCAGUCAGGCAAAGGAAUUGGUGGAUGCACCUGAUAAAUGGGUUUGGUAUAAGAUUUGCAAGAACGAGUACAGGCGGUGUGCUGUUGUGGAAGCUUAUGAUAGUAUCAAGCACAUGCUCCUUGACAUUGCCAAAGAUAGAACUGAUGAGCAUUCCAUUCUUACAAACAUCUUUCAUGAGAUUGAUCAUGCACUUCAGAUUGAGAAGUUCACAAAGACGUACAAGACAACUGCAUUGCCUCAGAUACACACUAAAUUGAUAUCUCUCGUGGAGCUCCUAACAAAGCCUAAGAAAGAUGUAACCAAGGUGGUGACAGUAUUGCAGGUCCUUUAUGAGAUAUAUAUCAAAGAUUUCCCAAAGGAGAAAAGGACCAUGGAGCAGCUGAGAGAGGAUGGCUUGGUGCCUCUGAGACACACAGAGUUGCUUUUUGAGAAUGCUAUCCAGUUGCCUGAAACUGAGGAUUCUUCGUUUUAUCGGCAGGUGCGUCGUUUGAAGAUUAUUCUUACAUCUAGGGAUUCAAUGAACAAUAUCCCUAAGAACCUUGAGGCAAGGCGGCGCAUAGCCUUUUUUAGCAACUCUCUUUUCAUGAACAUGCCCCAUGCUCCCCAGGUUGAGAAAAUGAUGGCCUUCAGUGUUCUGACCCCUUACUACAAUGAGGAAGUCCUAUUCAGCAAAGAGCAACUGCGGACUGAAAAUGAAGAUGGAAUUUCUACUCUGUUUUAUUUGCAGAAGAUUUAUGAUGAUGAGUGGGCGAACUUCAUAGAGCGAAUGCACAGAGAGGGGAUGAAGAAUGAUGAAGAGAUUUGGACAAACAAGCUAAGAGACCUCCGUCUUUGGGCAUCUUGCAGAGGCCAGACACUCUCUCGCACUGUAAGGGGAAUGAUGUAUUACUAUAAAGCUCUCAAGAUGCUGGCUUUUCUGGAUUCUGCAUCUGAGAUUGACAUCAGAGAAGGAUCACAGGAACUUGCUUCUGUUGGAUCAAUGAGGCGAGAUGGCAUUAUCGAUGAUCUGGACUCGGGUAGGUCACCAUCUUCCCGAAGUUUGAGCAGGGCAAGUAGUGGGGCAAGUUUGUUAUUCAAAGGCCAUGAAUAUGCAACUGCUCUGAUGAAAUACACAUAUGUAGUUGCAUGCCAGAUAUAUGGGAGCCAAAAGGCAAAGAAGGACCCACAUGCUGAGGAGAUUUUGUAUUUGAUGAAAAACAAUGAAGCUCUUCGAGUUGCCUAUGUUGAUGAGGUUCAGACUGGGAGGGAUGGGAAGGAGUAUUACUCGGUUCUUGUAAAGUAUGACCAGGACUUACAAAAGGAGGUGGAAAUAUACCGGGUCAAGUUGCCUGGUCCCUUGAAGAUUGGAGAGGGUAAACCAGAGAAUCAGAACCAUGCUUUCAUUUUCACUCGUGGUGAUGCAGUUCAGACGAUUGACAUGAACCAGGACAACUAUUUUGAGGAGGCCCUCAAGAUGCGGAAUCUAUUGGAGGAAUACAACACCUACUAUGGUAUCCGGAAACCCACUAUCUUGGGAGUCCGCGAGCACAUUUUCACUGGUUCUGUCUCUUCACUUGCUUGGUUCAUGUCUGCUCAAGAAACAAGCUUUGUUACCUUAGGGCAGCGUGUCCUUGCAAACCCUCUCAAGGUGCGAAUGCAUUAUGGGCACCCUGAUGUGUUUGAUAGAUUCUGGUUCUUGACUCGAGGUGGCAUUAGUAAGGCUUCCAGAGUGAUUAACAUAAGUGAAGAUAUAUAUGCUGGCUUCAAUUGCACAUUACGGGGUGGAAAUGUAACACACCAUGAGUAUAUCCAGGUAGGUAAGGGAAGAGAUGUUGGGUUAAAUCAGAUAUCAAUGUUUGAGGCUAAGGUUGCUAGUGGCAAUGGAGAGCAGGUUCUCAGCAGGGAUGUCUACCGGUUAGGCCAUAGGUUGGAUUUCUUUCGGAUGCUUUCAUUCUUCUACACUACUGUGGGUUUCUAUUUUAACUCAAUGAUGGUAGUUCUUACUGUCUAUGCCUUUCUAUGGGGCCGUCUUUAUCUGGCUCUCAGUGGCAUAGAGAAGUCUAUGCUUCAAAGUUCAAAUAACAAUAAAGCACUGGGUACAAUCCUAAAUCAGCAGUUCAUUAUUCAGCUAGGUCUAUUCACAGCUCUCCCCAUGAUAGUAGAAAUUUCUCUUGAGCAUGGCUUCCUUAAUGCAAUCUGGGAUUUCUUGACAAUGCAGCUCCAGCUUUCCUCUGUGUUUUACACAUUCUCUUUGGGGACUCGUACCCAUUUCUUUGGCAGGACCGUUCUUCAUGGUGGUGCAAAGUAUCGAGCCACUGGGCGUGGUUUUGUUGUACAGCACAAGAGUUUUGCUGAGAACUAUAGACUCUAUGCCCGCAGCCAUUUUGUGAAGGCGAUUGAGCUUGGAGUGAUUCUGACGAUUUAUGCUUCAUACAGCUCCCUUGCCAAGGACACUUUUGUUUAUAUAGCUAUGACAAUCUCUAGUUGGUUCUUGGUAGUAUCAUGGAUCAUGGCACCUUUUGUGUUCAACCCUUCUGGAUUUGAUUGGUUGAAGGCUGUAUAUGACUUUGAUGAUUUUAUGAACUGGAUAUGGUAUCGUAGUGGUGUUGGCACCAAAGCAGAUCAGAGCUGGGAGACAUGGUGGUAUGAAGAGCAGGAUCAUCUUAGAACCACUGGUCUAUGGGGAAAAUUAUUGGAGAUAAUCUUGGAUCUCCGCUUCUUCUUUUUCCAAUAUGGGAUUGUAUACCAGCUAGGCAUUUCUGAUGGAAAUAGAAGCAUCGGUGUUUACUUGCUAUCAUGGAUUGGCAUAAUUGUGCUCAUAGGGGCUUAUUUGAUAAUAGCCUAUUCUCGGGACAUAUAUGCAGCAAAAAGACACAUCUAUUACCGGCUGGUUCAAUUCCUUGCUGUUGUGAUUACAGUAGUUGUCAUCGUUGUCUUGCUGGAAUUCACACAUUUUAAGUUUAUUGAUAUUUUCACAAGCUUGUUGGCAUUUAUCCCUACAGGUUGGGGACUAAUAUCCAUUGCUCAGGUACUGAGGCCCUUUCUUCAGUCCACUGUAGUUUGGGAGGUUAUAGUCUCUAUUGCCCGCAUGUACGAUAUACUUUUUGGAGUAAUUGUUAUGGCCCCUAUGGCACUGCUGUCAUGGAUGCCUGGAUUCCAGUCUAUGCAGACAAGAAUCCUCUUUAAUGAAGCAUUUAGUAGGGGCCUUCAGAUAUCUCGCAUCCUAACAGGGAAAAAAUCUAAUGAGAAGCUGUAAUUUGAGGGUGUGAAUUGAACAAGGGUGCGGAUACAGUUACAAUCCUGUGCCCUCACAGCCAGGUUUUGAAAUGGGAAUAGAUGCAUACAGCUUACGGGUUAAGAGGAUGGGGGCUUUUCUUGGUGUGCGAGGUUGGGGCUAUUCCUAGUUAUUGCCUUGUUGGAGGUUCUCAAGUGUUCAAUCAUACUGUGUUGGCUCCUAUUUGUAUUUCUUUCCAAUUUCGUGGAGGGAAAGCAAACGCUGUGGAAUCGUUGUUCUUGUACCCUGUGGUCAUUCCAUAAUAAAGCAUUGGUGAUAUUUUAAUGUGUUUUGGACAAUUUCUACAUUGCCUGAAAGACACUGAAAUUCACAGUAACAUUUAUGCAGAUUAAGAGCGUGUUUAGUAUCAUUGCAUUGCGUGCUCCACAUCACCGCCACAUAGGUAGGGCUGCAUCUUGGGUUGGUAGCCAGAACCCAACGCCAACCUAACCUGAAAAAGUGGGGUUGGGUUGAAGUUUGGGUUAGGGGUGAUCAUGUGCCAGGCCGGGCUGGGCCUGAUUACGGGCCCACAUCAUUUAUGCAGGCCUAUGUAUAUGUAUGUAGGCAUGCGUGUGUACAUAAUAUGUGUAUAUGUAACUAUACAUUUACAAAUGUGUAUGACUGUAUGCAUGUAUUUAGAUGUCUCUCUAUCUACGUUA
This is a messenger RNA of Nelumbo nucifera (sacred lotus), 6359 nucleotides long. RefSeq names its product callose synthase 12-like. Lineage: Eukaryota; Viridiplantae; Streptophyta; Magnoliopsida; Proteales; Nelumbonaceae. Gene Ontology annotation, molecular function: 1,3-beta-D-glucan synthase activity. Gene Ontology annotation, cellular component: 1,3-beta-D-glucan synthase complex; plasma membrane. Gene Ontology annotation, biological process: (1->3)-beta-D-glucan biosynthetic process. The record is from RefSeq and is a predicted model, not a curated record.